Molecule: messenger RNA, 6893 nt
Organism: Porites lobata
Lineage: Eukaryota; Metazoa; Cnidaria; Anthozoa; Scleractinia; Poritidae
Source: the annotation of a GenBank genome assembly
CUUUUGUUUGUCUUGUCCCAGUGCGAAUUUGACCCUCCAGCGUGGCGGUUUUGUUAUGUACCACGCGAAUGGCUUGCUGCAAAGGGCGUAUUACUUUUCAUCUAAUGAUAUUCAGAGAUCAUUGUUAAGAACUGUUUUAGUCAAAACAAGUCUUUCCCAUAAACAAGUUAACAAAGGUCGCUGAUGAGCUAGUCGAACUAGGUCGCAAGCACUCACAGAAUUAAGCUUGACUUGCACAAUGAAAACGUCCACUUUGCUUCUUUUUACAGCUUUUCUUGUCUUUUGCACAGGCCCUAACAGCACACAGGGGAGAACAGAGGGUAAGCUUAUUUAAUUCAAUUGAUUUAAUUAAUGUUUAUCCAACAACACUCUGGACUUUUGCUGACUCCCUGAUAUUGGUUUUGAGGGUGCGGCUAUUUUACACGACUUUACUUAAAGGGAACUUGAACGACAGUUUAGUUCGACAGAAGACUUCAGAUGCAUUACAUGUAUGAAAGUCACUGGCGAGGAUCGUUCACAUGAUAUAUAGUGAAAGCACCCACUAGCUGGCAUGGUAUAUUCAUGAUUUGUAGCCAACUAAAACGGUUACGUUAUCAGUGCGGAUAGAAUACUCCGUCUCUUCUUGCUGUUACUCAUACUUUCCGGCACCCCGACGCCUAUUAUUUCUUCCACGUGUUCCUUGACACUCAGAAUUUCCCCCAGAAGUUACCAAAUACAAGGAGAGAUUAAGAUCUCAGGAGUUUUAGUUCCAUAAAGACGUGAGACUGACUUUUAAAUGCGCCAUCAUGUAGAGCUGAAAGAAACUUGAUUGCUAGUACCCUGCGAGCAGAGUCUCCUUCGAUCUUCCUAUCGAAGGAGACUCUGCUCGCAGGGUAGAUUGCUAGUAGCAGCAGUAGCUCAGUACUCAUCAGCGUUUGGCUCCGAUCAUGAGUUGAAUGAUUGAUGUUAAAAACGGGUAGCGACGUGUAUCAGGAUUUGAUGGAGGUUAUGCAGUAACUGUAAAUCAAAAGUAUUUAUUUGAUCAGGUCCAAAUGUUGUAUAGAUUGGAGAAAGUUUUGGUCGACCGAGCUUCUAUGAAUGUAAUUCAAGUUGCUUUCUCUGCUUAUUUGAAAUACGCUUCUAGAAAUGUCACGAUGGCACUUCAUAAUUGCACUUGUUCCUUUUGUUCAUCCGUAAAGCAUUAAUAACAUUUAGGUCUUUUUGUAUGACUUAAUUUGUAAAAAUAUGUAUAAAUCGUAGUACCCCUAAAAGAAACAUGCUUAGUCCAAUUACUAAUAAAUAAUUAAAAGAAGGUAAAGUCACCCAACUAGCUAAAUUCGAGUCGGUAAAUGAUAAGCAACAGGGGCACCCAACGUCAAUUUUCGGAAAAAUAUCUGUUCGGAAGACAAUCUGAGAUCUAGAAUGUUCGGAACAUUUGUUGUAAAAUUUCUUGCUUGCCUGCCUCUCCUAGAAUUUUCGAACAUCUAAAAAAUGGUAUAAUUGCCCAUUUUUACCCUAAAAAGAUCACCUAGAAUUUCAGUUCGGAUCACUAGACUUUCAGCUAGGAAAUCCGAACAGAUGAAAAAUUUUUAGGGGAUAAAAAUAUGCUAAUAUCUACUGUUUAAAUACUAAAAUACAUUUAACAAUGCUAUUUUUAUGUAGUUUUGAACUAUAUUCUCGUUGGGUGCCCCUGAAGCAAUACACGCCAGGGCAUGUUGCACGGAUAACCUAAGGGUUUAUUAUAGUCAUUAUAUGCAAAACGUAAUUUAUCUGAAAAAACGAGUCAGUUAAGAACCCACACAGCUAUUUACAGUGUAUUCCGAGCGGAGAAAGAGCGAGAAAUCAACUUAGACCACAGUGUGUUUGGCUAUUGUGGACAUGUUGGGUUGGUUUGAAUGACAGGUGGUGACGUGGACCACGUGUUUUAGAAGUUUUUAUCACCAAGUACACCAUCUGGCUUCUGACAAGUGCCCUUGUCAAGAUUAUGAUUGUAUUAUUUCAUUAUGAUCGGGAAGGGGGAGGGAGGUAAUAUGUCAGUGAGCAUAACCGUUCUAUUCUAGCAUUGAGGAAAUACAUAAACAAAGCUAGAGGCCGUUUUUCUUUCAAUUCUGUGUGUCGGCAGAGAAAUAACAAUCUCUAUAUAUGGCAGCUGACUAGAAAAACUCAACCUCGUCCCCAGGGCUUCACCCUAAAAAAUGGGUGGGGCGCCCGACCCAGUUUUUAAGGGAAAAGCCCUGGGGACGAGGUUGAGAAAAACGAAACAGAGUCUUUUUAAAGUUCUCACAUGAAACUUUUAAACUUAGAGCGUGGAACAAGCUGGGAAUUUCUCCCGCUGGUCCUGAAACGAGCGGUAAAAGGUUCCUUUUUGGCCAUAAUAAAUCCUUAUCGACAAAGCUUAUUCCUUCAAGGUGACUGGAUAUUGGCCUCACGUUUUUAUUGACCUCGACUUCUUCUCGCUCCAUAAACACUCAAAAAAGAACUAUAUCCGGCUAUCUUGACCUCCCGAGUGCCAUGGUCAGUAAUGCAUAUGUGGUACAUCUUACCGCCAAUCAGAACACAGGAUUAGCUUCAUCUUGCUCACUUGCUCGCACAUUCAACCUUACAUUAAACACACUUAGCGACGGAUCUGGAGUACACUGUAAAUCAGAAAGAUCUGUUUUAGCCCUAAAAAUGAGGUUGUUUUGGUGAGUAAAAUACAGUCCUAUUUUUGUGUCUAAUUUGGCUCCCUUAAAUCAGGGUCAAUAAAGUCCAAUUAUCCAGGGCUGAUUUGGACCCCAGCGUGGGCUGGAAUAGCUCCAGAAGUGGUUUGAAUUGGCACUUUGGGGCUGAAACAGCUCCUUUUAAUUUUCAGUGUAGUCUGGGUUCAAGUCUUCGCUUCGCGUUUGUCCCUUUCAGUCUUUCAUCAAUAACUUUGCUCCAUUUUUUCUCUCUUCACCCGGGGGUACUUGGUUAUGGGCAACGUACUGCUAAGGGAAACCCUGUAAUCUUCUAACUUCUCAUCCAGGGCGGGGGGGGGGUAGAAACAAUCAUAGAUUCUCCUCCAGCAAAAAAAAAAAAAAAAGUUAACUUCCGGACGUGUUGGCCUUGUGCAGGUCUAAAAGGUGUCUGUCUUAUAGGUAAACGAGAAACGGCUUUUUAUUUUUUCAGGGCUUGUGAAUGUUGACAUCACAGUGAGCACUAGCAAGCUGAAUGAAACCAAACAGUUUUACACCAAGUUCUUGAAAUUUCAAGUGGUGAAGGAAACCCCAGGAUUUAUCUCCUUUUCGCCUGGACCAGGUUGUGGAAAAAUCUCUACUUUUAAUACUACUUACAGUGCUUAGCUAAGAUUUUUAUCAGACUGGCUGUAAUAAAGGCCAAGGUCACAAAAUUAUAAACAGAGGUAACACAGAUGAGAAAUUGUCGUGUUGAAUAAUUGCAGCUCGUUAAGAAAAUAUCUACUUAUUCGUGUUUCAAAAACAGAAAGAUUUUGCUCAAUACUUGCACGUUUGAUCGGCCCGGCUUACUCUAAGCAGAAUUUCACCAUCAAUAUCAAACUGAACUAAGGCAUACACACAGAAGAAUGGUUAUGAAAACCACAUAAAACGUACUUUCGGUCCUUAAACCAGAAUUUUAAUGGUGACACUUUUUUUCAAUGGUCAAUUUUAAAUAUAUUGACUGACCAUCUUGAUAAUAAACAGUUAAAUUUGCGUUUUUUGGUUUUGCUACGCGCCUCACAGAUCAAUCGUGUGCGAUCCACUCAUUUGCCAAUCUUCUUUCAUUACAGGUGUGGCUUAUCUUGACUUUGUCGUGGAGGGUGCAGAACAUGCAUGCGCUAGACCUCAGCUGGCCAAAAAUUUCGCGGGCAAAGGCAUGUUCCUUACUUACAAUCUGGGAGAUGUGGAUGCUGCGUGCGCGGCGUUUACACAGGCAGGUUAUCCAUUGGCAAUGCCAAUUAAAACUGAGACCUGGUUUGAACGUCACUGCUACGUCAUAGAUCCAAAUGGGAUACCGUUGAAUUUGGCCCAUUGGAAUCACACUCCAGCCGAGCCUACAGGUAAAAAGUAUCCAUUGAAGGCUACAAGAUAAUAGUCUCUUACUUCUAUGCUCUUACGAGAGAUGCACUGCAAAGCGCCGAUCCUUGCGUCAUCAUUUAUUUAAUCACUUUUUAGAGCCUUACUGCCGCCCAGGUUCUGUUUUACGUCACAUUUUUCUUGUAGACUAGCGUUGAUGGGAAAAUGACUGUUCUGCAUUUGAACACUAGCGCACAUCUCGUAUGAAAUCGAAUCUUGUUUACGAACUUGAAGCGGAGGUAGACAUAUCUACAAAAAAUUGCUGCGCAGUAGUCUAAAUCGUAAAUUGUAUAUAGUUGCCAGUUUGAGAUAUCCUUACAAAUGAACAGACGGGAAGAGCCUGUGGAAUAUCACAAGGGUUGUACAGUUGUCAAUUGAUUGUGUCGUUAAACUUAACUUAAACAGGAGCCCAUGUUACGGCUGCUAAUCAAAACCGAAGAGAUUUAUUUAGCGGACAAAAAUAGACUGCUUAAGAGGAGGAAGAUAAACAGAAUUAAUCAGAAGGCAUGAGGGCGCGUCAUGAUAGCCUCUAACUCUGAUUGGCUAAUGAAAAAGCUUGGCAAGGGAGACCGUUUACUUCAGUCUUUUCUUUGUUAAUAACAGGUGUCAGCAGUAUGGCAUUUUAUUACACCUCGCAUGACUUGCUAGAGAUACAAAAUUGGUACAGCAAUAACUUGAACAUGACCGUGGAAAGAGGAGUGGACUGGAUUGGAUGGGUGAUAACGCUGAUCGCCGCAAAUGGCACUGUGGAGUUUCGGCCAUUCCAUCCACGAAACAUGACCUACAACCCAGCCUCCUUCAUUCCUCAUUUGCUGGAAGAGUUUGACGGACACGGCCUGUCUUACACCUUCAACUUUAAUACUUCACUUGAGGUCGACAGGUACGCUUGUCUAUAAAGACAUUAGACUUUGUUUUACGCUUUAGCUUGUGCAAUAUAUGAUGUUAGAAUUAAGAUCUCAAUGCACGCGAGCACUGGAUUAGAAUAGUCAGUCAAGCACGUGUUUUGUAUAGGAUUUCCAGGAGUAUAGUUUUGAAAGACACUCAUCUCGAUAAUGGACAUCUAGAAAAAUGCUUUUUAACUGAGUGUAAGACAAGUUGUGCGAGGCUUUUUAGAUUUCUCUCGGAUUAGCUCAUAUGUCGUGUACUUCGGAAGUUUUCACUCUGUUUACCAGGGGUUCUUACUCUCAUUAAGAGAUUUUACUCACAGAUUUCGGUCUGGAAUUUUUUCUUUGGAUUCCCUUCACACCAACAUAUGAGGAAUAUUAAAUUUUUCUCAUUCAUUAAUAGAGUAGCUUGCAAAGCAGGCGUAUUUUGCAGUGCCCUCGUCCUUGCCCGCCCCUCCUACCUUAGUUUUCCAGUUGCUUUUAUGAUGGCGGCCAUGAUCACUGUACCUCUAGGUCGCGCUUUCGUUAAAAAAAAAAAAAACGCCUGCUUUGCAGCCUAUUAAUAGGGCGGAAAAUUUACUACCUGUACUGUUUUAUCACGCAUUGCACUUGCGUCUGAUUGGUUCUUUGGUGCUUCGUCGCUAACUGUAUUUAGCUAAGCUAAUCACUUUGGGUUGGGUUUUACAACAUUUUCGAUCUUUAACACCCUAUUACUGGUAGUAAUCUGACCGUAUUUUGGGUGGUCGUUGGCUUAGCAGGAGAGAUUCGUUGUACAUCAAUAUCAGGUAAUCAUAAUCAAUCAAAACAAAAACCUUCUUUUAUCGAUCUCUGUUCGUCUCUAGAUGGUGCCAGUUCCUGCAAGAUCGCAAUCUAACCUGGACACGCCCGCUAGGCUGGGUGGGAGGCAACAGGCGCUGUGCGGUGGACGAUCCCAACGGUGUGCUUAUUAACAUCGCCACACCCGGGUGGAAUGAGUAUGAAGAGGAGGUUAACUGCUCCCAACUAUUCCCUAACGAAUCCUCGUCCACUCCACCCUUUUCUAACGCAACCUCGUCCCCUGGGAAUAAGGGUGACCCUAAGGGUGAGGGGGAAAUACAACGAGGGUGUGUUAUUACCUUGAUUACAGCUCUCGUGCUAUCGCUGUUAUUUCCUCUGUAGGUCAUUAGAAACCUACGAUAAGUUUGCAGUUAUUCUGGAUAGAUACAUUAGCAAGUAAUGUAGUACAUGUAUUGGAAGUAUUUAGUUUAUAAAAGUAAUGCCAGCCGCCCUUCACUCCUCAUAGUAGGGAAAUCCGAAUCUCACCAAAAAAAAAUAAACAUUUGAUUUCAUUGUGAAAUGAUGCCAGACCAAGAGAAAGGAUUUCCUCCACUGCCUUACAUUUUAAACGUCAGAUUUGUUUAGUUACAAAUCCCUAAUAAGUAUUAGGAAAACCAACUAUGUCAUCCACUGAAUAGAAACUUAUCCAGUAGAUAACGUUAUCCCUCUUUUGUAACAACUGGGGCCUGAACCUUUUCAAGAUUACAUACCGCCGAAAGUACAAUUCCAUCAAGAACGUCUUUCGACCAAAGCGUUUGGUGUUCUUGCGCACGCAUGCAUUGGUUUUCGAUUGAAAACGUUAUUGUAGGAUGUCUAAAGAGAAACAAAUCAUUGUAUUCUUUCUUUAUAAAAAGCCUGGCGGCAUGCAUGAGGCGGGCGGGGGGGUCCUAAAAGGACUAGUCAUGUGGGCGGCUGAAGGAAACAUUUUUAUUUAGUUAAAGAGCAAUCAGGAGACACCUUUUGACUAAUUAUUAUCUACAAAAAUUGACAUAAAUAAACAGCACCUUAGUUGCAGUGAAUGUUUCAAAUAGUUGGCGUUCUAGCACUUUUAGUUCAGUUACCUGUAAACGCAGUCUAGCCUUUACCUAUUGUUUUAAUUCGUCUGAUCCAGGAUGAUACUGUGAGAUCAAGAGCAAGCUUUACAUAGUAAAAUUACUAAUCGCCA